AUGCAAGCCAUCAAAUGUGUAGUUGUCGGUGAUGGUGCCGUGGGUAAAACAUGCUUACUCAUCAGCUAUACUACAAAUGCCUUUCCUGGUGAAUAUGUACCUACUGUUUUCGACAACUAUUCGGCUAACGUGAUGGUUGAUCAAAAACCAGUAAACCUUGGCUUGUGGGAUACAGCAGGUCAGGAGGAUUAUGAUAGACUCAGGCCACUUUCAUACCCGCAAACAGAUGUCUUUUUGAUAUGCUUUUCUCUGGUCAGUCCUUCAUCGUUCGACAAUGUUCGUAUUAGAUGGUACCCGGAAAUAUGUCAUUAUGCUCCGAAUACACCCAUAAUUCUUGUCGGGACAAAAUUAGAUCUUCGUGAAAAAACUGUCAGCUCUAAUGGUCCUAAAAAUAGUCAAAUGACACCAGUAACGUAUCAGCAGGGGUUGAUCAUGGCAAAGGAAAUAAAGGCUGUUAAAUACUUGGAAUGCUCUGCCUUAACUCAGGCUGGAUUGAAGAAUGUUUUCGAUGAGGCUAUUCGAGCAGUACUCCUGCCGCCAAAGCGAAAGAAGAAACGCAGCUCUUGUGAAUUGGUGUAA
Molecule: messenger RNA, 579 nt
Organism: Heterobilharzia americana
Lineage: Eukaryota; Metazoa; Platyhelminthes; Trematoda; Strigeidida; Schistosomatidae
Source: the annotation of a GenBank genome assembly